AUGCUUACGUGCUACCGCGGCGGCUUCCGCGCCGCGGGCAGCUUCAACUCCCGAGACGAUGAUGAAGGCGACUUUGACGACUUCUUCGAGGGCGGCUUCGACGAUGGUGAUGGCGAUGGCGACGAGGAGGGCGACCGGCCAUACCGCCGGCCCCCUCGCCGCCGGGAUCCCAACAUGCAGAACCCCCACUUCAACUGGGACGGCAAGCCGACCUCGACGGCGCCGGCCCCGCGAAGCAGUGGCCCCCGCGCGCCGACCGGCCUUUUCACCCCGCCCACCGCCGGGGGACGCCCGCGCACCAGUCAGCCCCCCCGGCAGGAUGGCCUGCCGGCGGUCCCCCAGCGCGGGAGCGCUCGCUCCGGGGCCGAGCCCCCGGCCACGGCCUCCCCCGCCACCGUCGAGGCCGCGCUGGUCAACAGCAGCCGCUUGACCUCCUUCGUCGUGGGCUCCACUCGCAAGGUGGGCUCCUUCUCCGGGCUCUUUGGGACCGGCUCGGGCGACGACUCGGCGGACGCCCCCGGCUCCGACCGCCUGAACCGGUCUUCGCCCGGCGACGAGUCCGACGACGACUUGACCAUCGGCGAUGGCGGCGCCGGUGUCCCCAUCAACCCGGCCACCUUCCACCUGUUCCGGUAUGCGCCCUUCUCCCUGCAAAAGGGCCGGACCCUGGACGUCACCCGGUCGCGGUAUGUGGAAAAGGGCCGCACGCAGAACCCCUUCAGCCGGUAUCGCGUGUCGUCGAGCUCGCUGGAGCGGCCGGACGCCCUGCGUGUGCUCUUCACCACGGCCGCCGGCUCCAGUGCCCAGACCACCACCGCCCAGAAGACCCAGUACAUCAACAGCAUCAUGGAAUUCUGCUCGGCCCAGGUCAAUCCCAACUUCUCACACUACAUCUUCGAGGACAUCGAGCGGUACAUCGUCAGCCUGCUGGUGGAGCAUCCCUACUUCACGGAGGAGCCGCACCCCGAUGACAGUGAGGCCAAGACCCCGGCCGGCAAGCGAGUUCUCCAGAUGAUCGCCAAUGUCAAGCACAUGCGCGAGCUCUUCGAGGAUGCCAUGCUGGAUGUGCCCAGCGACCGGCCGUGGAUCAUUGCCACCACCUUCAAGGAGAACAACCUCCUGAUCACCAAGUACCCGCCCGCGGUCCUCGUCCGCCUGGCCUCCUUCCAUGGGUAUAAGCUGCUCAAUGAUCAGGGCCUCUGCCUGGACACCUUCACCUCCAUGCUGGACCACUACUACAUCAAGUAUGUCAUGCCCUACGUCGAGGACUCCGACGGGGAGGAGUAUGCCCUGCUCAAGCCCAAGGAGCUGGACAUCCACUCGCCCACGUACCUGCCGCGGCCGGCGGUGGUCACCAUCAUGGGGCAUGUGGACCAUGGCAAGACCACCCUGCUGGACUCGCUGCGCUCCGGGUCCGUGGCCGCCGGCGAAGCUGGCGGCAUCACCCAGCAUAUCGGCGCCUUCUCCGUUCCCCUGCCCACUGGCGAGAGGGUCACCUUCAUCGACACGCCCGGUCACGCGGCCUUCUCGAACAUGCGCUCGCGCGGUGCCUCGGUUACCGACAUUGUGGUGCUGGUGGUGGCCGCCGAUGACGGUGUCCUCCGGCAAACGGUCGAGGCCAUCAACCACGCGCAGAAUGCCCGCGUCCCCAUCAUCGUGGCCAUCAACAAGUGCGACCGGCCGGACGCCAAUCCGGACCAGAUCCGCCAGCAGCUCCUGUCGCAUGGCAUCCAGACCGAGGAGUAUGGCGGCGACAUCCAAAGCUGCGAGGUGUCGGCCCUGCGCCGGGAGGGGCUGGACCGGCUGCUGGACGCCAUCAACACCCAGGCCAUGAUGAUGGACCUGCGCGCGGAGCAGGACGGCCCGGUGGAGGGCAUCGUCCUGGAAAGCCGGUAUGACCGCGGCCGCGGCCUGGUGGCCACGGUGCUGGUGAAGUCCGGGCUCCUGCGCAUCGGGUCCUGCCUGGUGGCCGGAGCCGGCUGGGGCCGAGUGCGCGAGCUCUCCAACGAGCAUGGCGUCGUCCUGUCCAAUGACCCGAACUUCACCUUCAUCCCGCCCGGCAUGCCGGUCGAGGUGUCCGGCUGGCGGGAGCUCCCGCACGCCGGUGACAUCGUCAAUGAGGCCCCCUCGGAGCAGGCUGCCCGGGCCAUUCAUGAAGCCCUCAACCGCACGGGCUACGAGUCUGGCAUGACGGAGAUGACGCGCGAGGCGGCCCUGGCCGCCGAGACCGCCGCCGCCCUGGCCCGCGAGAAGGAGGAGCACGACCGCGAGAAGCGCCGGCGCAACCGCCACCGCGCUGCAGUCCGGGACAAGCUCGACGACAUUACCAACAUGAUGGAGCAGGGCCCGGAGGAAGCUGGCCCGCGGCACUUCAAUGUGAUCAUCCGCGGCGAUGUCCAGGGCACUGUCGAGGCCCUGGCCGAGCUGCUGCCGGUGCUGAAGAACGACCAGCUGCACUUGAAGGUGCUGGAUCAGACGGUCGGCGAGAUCCGCUCGUCGGACAUCUACCAGGCCGCCACGACCAAGUCCCACAUCGUGGCCUUCAACAUCCCCGUCUCCAAGACCGCCCAGCAGGAGGCCAAGCUGGCCGGCGUCCGGAUCUUCGACUCGCGGGUGGUGUACCACCUGCUGGAGGAGCUGCGCGAGACCAUGAGCCAUUCCCUGGAGCCCGAGGAGUAUGAGGAGGAGCAGGGCGAGGCCAUGGUGCAGCAGCUGUUCGUCACGCACCUCGGCAAGCGCCCGGUCACGGUCAUCGGCUGUAAGCUGGCCACCGGCCGCAUGACGCGCGACUCGCGCGUCCGGGUGUACCGCGGCAAGGAGCUCAUCCACGAGGGCGGCAUCCUGUCGCUGCGGCACCUGAAGGACGACGUGAAGACCGUGGCCAAUGGCCAGGAGUUCGGCCUGACCCUGCGCCAGGACACGGAGUUCGAGCUGCAGCCCGGGGAUCGCGUGGUGGCGCACACCAUCUCCACCCGCGCGCCGAAGUUCAUCACCUCCGAGGAGGCCAUCGCCAGCCUGUGAGCCCAGGCCGGGCGCGCAUGGCGCCGAGCGCCGUCGGGCGCGCGCGCGCGCGCGCUGCCCGGAGAAAAGCCAGCCGACGUGUGCGCGGCUGGGGCGAAGAGAAAAGGUGCCACCUCGUGUGGUCACGCGCGCGCGCGCGCGCGCGCG
Fonticula alba is the source of this 3168-nucleotide messenger RNA. RefSeq lists its product as hypothetical. Bases 1 to 3021 code for a protein of 1006 amino acids. The record is from RefSeq and is a predicted model, not a curated record. Gene Ontology annotation, biological process: translational initiation. NCBI's taxonomy places the organism in Eukaryota, Rotosphaerida, Fonticulaceae. Gene Ontology annotation, molecular function: translation initiation factor activity; GTP binding; GTPase activity. The transcript is spliced from 9 exons.